Messenger RNA from Daldinia vernicosa, 618 nucleotides. RefSeq lists its product as uncharacterized. NCBI's taxonomy places the organism in Eukaryota, Fungi, Ascomycota, Sordariomycetes, Xylariales, Hypoxylaceae. The transcript has a single exon. The record is from RefSeq and is a predicted model, not a curated record. Bases 1 to 618 code for a protein of 205 amino acids.
AUGAGUUUUUACCAGGAGCUUCCAGGCAUUAUGUCUAUCGUUACACUAAUCGGCUGCUGUUUCUUCACAUUUUUCCAUGUUGCCGCAAACAUCGCCUCUCCCCGGGGGGCUCCCUCAACGGAGGAAUGUGCUCAUUGUCCCAAGACGCAAAAGACACAAGCACAUACGAACACGCAACAAUUCCCGACAAAGGCCCAUACCCCAAACGGCCUUAACCACUAUGAAAUUCUCGAAAUUCCAUUAUUCUCAUCGGUUGAAACCGUAAAAGAGGCAUAUCACGAGAAGUUAACUAUAUACUACCCCGAAAACUUUAGGGGCGACGAAGAAGAAGCGAGCAUGAAAAUACACCAAAUAAGAGAAUCCUACCAAGUCCUCACAGGUAAGGAACGCUGCAUCUACGACUUUAAUCUUGGGUCGGGUAUACGCCGUUUUGUCGACUGCAAUCAAGCACGGCUCGACAGAGAAGAGGAGAUUUUCAACGAAAAGCGGAAGGAAGCGAAACUGAGAAGAGAGGGACAGAAGCAAAACCAGGCGCAGGGGAAAUCAAGGUGCUCGACGGAUUGUUACAAGUGGAAGGAAGCUUGCUUUGAGGGUCGAGGACAUCAGAAUAUCUGCUAA